This is a messenger RNA of Ochotona curzoniae (black-lipped pika), 3420 nucleotides long. It is a transcript of the gene ACSS3, whose product is annotated as acyl-CoA synthetase short chain family member 3. The coding region runs from base 1 to 2067 and encodes 688 amino acids. The record is from RefSeq and is a predicted model, not a curated record. NCBI's taxonomy places the organism in Eukaryota, Metazoa, Chordata, Mammalia, Lagomorpha, Ochotonidae. The transcript is spliced from 16 exons.
AUGAAGCCGUCGUGGUUGCAGUGUCGCAAAGUCACCGGCGCCGGGGGACUCGGGGCACCCCUGCCCGGGUCCACUCCGGUCCGGGGUGCCGCUGGCGCGGCCCGCAGGGCGUACGUGGCCCCGGGCGCCUGGAGCGCACUCGGGGCCCGGGGCUGUCGCGCGCUGUCGUCGGGCGGGGGUGGAGAGUACAAGACCCACUUUGCGGCGUCGGUGGCCGACCCGGAGAGGUUCUGGGGCAAGGCUGCGGAGCAGAUUAGCUGGUACAAGCCCUGGACCAAGACGCUGGAGAACAGAUAUCCGCCUUCCACCAGCUGGUUUGUGGAAGGAAUGCUUAACAUUUGCUACAAUGCCAUUGACCGUCACAUUGAAAAUGGUGAAGGGGACAAGAUUGCGAUCAUCUAUGACAGUCCUGUUACAAACACGAAAGCAGCUAUUACCUAUAAGGAAGUCCUGGAGCAGGUCUCUAAACUGGCUGGUGUGUUAGCCAAGCAUGGCAUCAAAAAAGGUGACACUGUGGUGAUCUACAUGCCCAUGAUCCCGCAAGCCAUGUAUGCCAUGCUGGCCUGUGCCAGGCUAGGAGCCAUUCACAGUCUCAUUUUUGGAGGAUUUGCUUCCAAAGAACUAAGUAGUCGUAUCGAUCAUGCAAAGCCCAAAAUAGUGAUUACAGCAUCAUUUGGUAUUGAACCUGGAAGGCGGGUAGAAUAUAUACCACUUAUAGAGGAAGCUCUACGAAUAGGACAUCACAAACCGGACAAAGUUCUCAUUUAUAACCGUCCAAAUAUGGAGACGGUUCCUUUGGUACCAGGUCGAGAUCUUGAUUGGGAUGAAGAGAUGGCAAAAGCCCAACCACAUGAUUGUGUUCCUGUUCAUUCAGAACAUCCACUCUAUAUUCUUUAUACGUCUGGAACCACAGGAUUGCCUAAGGGUGUAGUUAGGCCUACAGGGGGAUAUGCUGUAAUGCUAAACUGGUCAAUGUCUUCGAUAUACGGACUGAAACCUGGAGAGGUGUGGUGGGCAGCCUCUGACUUAGGCUGGGUUGUUGGACAUUCCUAUAUCUGUUAUGGACCUCUUCUACAUGGGAACACAACAGUUUUAUAUGAGGGAAAGCCUGUGGGAACACCAGAUGCUGGUGCUUAUUUCCGCGUGCUUGCGGAACAUGGAGUGGCUGCCCUGUUUACAGCACCAACCGCCAUUAGAGCCAUCCGUCAGCAGGACCCUGGGGCAGCCUUGGGGAAGCAGUACUCACUGACAAGGUUCAAAACACUCUUUGUAGCUGGAGAACGAUGUGAUGUGGAGACUCUGGAGUGGUCCAAAAAGGUCUUCCGGGUGCCUGUCCUAGAUCACUGGUGGCAAACCGAGACCGGAUCCCCAAUUACAGCCUCGUGCAUUGGAUUAGGUAAUUCAAAAACACCUCCCCCAGGACAAGCAGGAAAAUGUGUCCCAGGAUACAAUGUUAUGAUUUUGGAUGACAACAUGCAAAAACUGAAGGCUCGGAGUUUGGGAAAUAUUGUCGUGAAGUUACCAUUACCACCUGGAGCCUUUUCUGGACUUUGGAAAAAUCAAGAAGCAUUCAAGCAUUUAUACUUUGAAAAAUUUCCUGGAUACUAUGACACCAUGGAUGCUGGCUACAUGGAUGAAGAAGGCUAUGUGUAUGUCAUGUCUCGAGUUGAUGAUGUCAUCAAUGUUGCAGGUCACAGGAUUUCUGCAGGUUCCCUCGAAGAGUCAAUCCUCUCUCACGGUGCUGUUGCAGACUGUGCUGUUGUCGGCAAGGAAGAUCCUCUGAAAGGUCAUGUCCCCUUAGCACUCUGUGUGUUGAGAAAUGAAACAAAUGCAACAGAGGAACAGGUGUUGGAAGAAAUUGUGAAACAUGUUAGACAGACCAUUGGUCCUGUGGCUGCUUUUCGAAAUGCAGUGUUUGUCAAACAGUUACCCAAAACCAGAUCUGGCAAAAUUCCUCGGAACAUUCUGUCUGCCCUUGUCAAUGGCAAGCCAUAUAAGGUAUCGCCUACAAUCGAAGACCCCAAUAUUUUUGGGCAGAUAGAAGAAGUGCUGAAACAGGCAUUGUGACAUUUUCUUUUUUUCUAUUCUGAAUUUCAUUUUCUCACUGGAAUUAAGUUAUUUGAGCUAUUUCUCAGAAAUACAUAUGUAAAUGGAAAUUACUUGCAAGCUGAAAUGUGAAUUGUAGAGCUUGAUGUAAAACAAGCCUAAUGAAGACUAAUGAAAGAAUGAGCCCUUUGCUUUGACCAAUUCAGAAUGAUUGCCAGGAAGUUGCAGCAUAGUUUGUUAUAUACUGUUUACUGUUUUAAGAAAAUUGGAUGUGUGUGUAUGAUUCUUAAAAAUGAUACCCCCUAUAAACUUUAUCUGCAGGUGACACUUAAAGCCAUUUCCUGAAAUGUAGAAUGUGUAGCUUCGACUCCAAAAAUAGAAAAAUCCUAUGAUUGCCAGAGAAUAAUGAAAAUAUUUCAUCUGGAAAUUGUUUUCUAAAGCUACAUAAUACUCUUGGAUGCCAAAACUGUUUUUAAGGAAAAAAGACCAAAUGAGAGUAUAUAAAUAAUUUUUAGACAUCUGAAAUUGUUUUCUUGGGAGGGAGGACUUGCCUGGCCAAGGUAGCGGAGGGAAGGCAGGACGCCAGCGUUACAGCACCUCCUUCAGGUAGAUAGUGGUUUAGGCUAGGGAAACCAACGCAUCCCACAGAGAACCUGACAGAUGGGGCUCCUGGGAGACCUUCCCCACGCCCUGGAUCUGUAGUUGACUCUAUAGUUCCCAAGGAUGUACAAAAUGCAUUUAGAGCAGCAAGAAAACUGUCGAUGAAUAAAUGUUGUUCUAAACAUGCAGGUAGGCGAUAUUAAAAGGAGCUUUGGAACUGGACAUGGGUCACAUGGCCUGAGUAUUCAGCAGACAACAGAUUUGAUGAAUAUUGGAGUUUUAAUCCUCUGAGUAGCAGCCCUUACUCAGAUUCAGCAGAAUGUAGCUCAGGAGGGACAUAGUACCUGAGUAAGAGCCCUGUUGAAGGAAAACCCAACUUCUUUUUUUUCUUAAACAUCUCAAUUUUUCAAAGAAUUCCUUAAAAUUUUUGAUUCCCAGGUAAACUUUCCUGAAAUUGUUCAGCAUUUUAAAAAGUGUUUAGCGAGUUGAGAAUGUACCAACUAAUUUAGAUACAGGUGGUUACAUAUGUAGCUUGUUUGAUUCUAAAUGACAGCAGAGUUCAAAGAAUAAACACACAAAGUAUAUCCCUUGUAUUUUCUGUGGCUUUCAAGGCAUUUCUGAAUCUUAUCAGUAGUAGGCUGUUACACUUUUCUGGAACGUGAAAUAUACAAGAUAGGUGAGUUUGCCUUAAACAAUUUAUAAUCUGUAUAAAAAAAACUUUUGAAAAUGCUGGCUUUUUGGAACUGUUUGCUACAAAAUAAAUGAAUUUUAAAA